Molecule: messenger RNA, 3528 nt
Organism: Venustampulla echinocandica
Lineage: Eukaryota; Fungi; Ascomycota; Leotiomycetes; Helotiales; Pleuroascaceae
Exons: 2
Coding region: 1-3528 (1175 amino acids)
Biological process (GO): DNA damage checkpoint signaling; positive regulation of transcription by RNA polymerase II
Cellular component (GO): nucleus
Molecular function (GO): histone binding
Source: RefSeq, a predicted model, not a curated record
AUGCAAGCUGCGAUAGAAGAGGAGGUUCAGGACUGGGAUUCCCAGCAGUGCAAACGCCUACAGGCCGAUGUUUUCUCGAGUUCAGCGCCACCAACAAACAAGAACAAGACCGUCGCGUCAGCCUUGUCGGCGACGAACUUCGCAGUCAUUACUCUCCCUUCUACCAUCGGGACUACUCUGGUUCACCAACCCAGCGACGCUUUUCCUUCCCAGAGACGUCGAGCAUCGGGAGCCGUAAAGGAUGUGGCUUCCACAUCGGAGACCAAAAUCCGCCAAAUCCACCAUAUACUUGCCACUUUUGCCCAACACCGAACGGCGAUGGCGCACGAUGCAGCCAGCAAAGAUUUAGAUCUUACCCAGAGAAGUUCAAUGUCCUUGACGCAGGAGAAUUCUUGUUCGGCUUAUGAGCUUUUGGGCAUUCGGUCAUUCGUCCCGGGACAGCAUGCAUCUAUUGCAUCGAGAGAUAGAUAUACAGAUGGAGCGGAGGGCCGUGGGAGACAAUCCGCAGACGAGACGGUGGCUCGGGAGCCUGUUAACGACAAAGAACAACAUUCUACGCGUACUGAUUUAGCUCCCCAUACAUAUACGGAGGACGAUACUGGGCACAUCGUGCUCGAAUACCACCCUGAACAAGACAAUGCGUCAAUGGAGCAAGCAGAUUCACAGGAUGCCUCGUAUGCUCUGCCACGAGUGGCCCCGAACUCACAGCCGCCCUUAUAUGAACCACAGACCCCCGCCGCGCCCAUAAACCCAUUCAUGCAUAAAGGAAGCGUCCUCAAGGGCUUCGAGAUGUUUGGUGCUACCCAACCCUCUUCGAUUGGUCGUCAUGUAGCAAGUCCGACUUCAUCGCGACCGUCACCCGAUGUUUACCAUGACUUUACAUCUCCUCCUCGUCACUCAGUCUCAUCACCUCUCCAGCGGCGAAAUUUCGAAGAGGAGAAGAUUCCAGUUCAAUCCUCGUUGCGAAAUAUACUCGGCCAAUACAUAUCGGACGAAUCUCCACAGACAACUACUCCUCGAACAUCAGGCAUACAGUCAUUCGAUGCCGAACGAUUAUUGCCCCAAAUAAAUCCGAUGCCUGAACCACGGAAGUACAACUCAAUGAGAGCAAGUCAAGAGCGACGAAAGAAUCUAGAUUCUACGCCUCCUGAAUCUAGCAGUGAUGGCUCGGAUUCGGAUCUCGACUCCGAGCCAAGAAGGCGACAUCAGCGGAGAAAACGAGAGCGGGACAUACAGAGACAAUUAUCUACGGUCGAGCUGCAUCGACGAAUGUCACCGACUCAGCCCAGUUCAUCUUGUUCGGCGUUGGUUGAAGUGCCAUCGACUUCGACUCGUAGGCGACGAAGUAUUCAGGAUGACUCUUUGGCUCAGUGUGAGGGGGUCGAUGCCCGAGAUACACAGCAAGAUGAUUUUAUUGCAGACUCACAGAGCCGUUUUACAAACUGCGAGGAUGUUAAAGCGAUUUCGCCCUGUAGCUUACUGCCCGCGAAUUCCGCCGCCGCCCCUGGAGAAGCUCGCCGUGGUAAUAAAUGCCCCCAAAUACACUCCAGUGCUUCCUCAAGGCAGUCAUCUCCUCCUCAGUCCGAUCCAUCCCACAAGUUGAAUACUAUGCUCAACCGAAUCCCAGAAGCUGAUGCGGUUCGGUCACUUGAUGCCACGUCAUCGAAGGGCCAUCCUGAGCCUAGCCUGCCACUUCAAAAUGUUUCGCUAAAUCGCAAAGACCUGAAUACGCCUCUAUCGAUGAAAACCCGAAUGUUCUCCGACCCAGGUGUUGCCACAGUUCCAGAAACCAGCCCCGCUCAAUGCCAAAUUCGUCCCAUGGGUGAUAUUGGACUGUCGUUUGGGCCCGACGGAGAUGAAGAAUUGUCACAGAACCCACCAGGCUUUACUCAAGACGACGAGUUCUUCGAUAUCCUGAAGCUCGGGGCCUCUCCCGACGCCCCUCCACGGGCCCGUAACUCCCGGAAAAGGUCACUCGAUAUAGCCAACUCCCCCCCUCAUGAUGAAGCAUCCACUACUUUUGAAAGUAACCCAUCGACCGAAUAUCCUUUACUCAAGCAUGGGUCCAACCGUUCGUCGACGGCUGAAUCAGAUGUUAACCCUGGGCGACAUCGACCAACUAGGGCCACCACAGAAGGUGGACAAGCACCUAAUCAUUCACCAGAUGAUCAGAAAUUACCAACGCCUCUAGACGACCAAAUGGAGCUGAGAUCAGAGACGGAAUUGAAUGGCCCCUCAUCACAUUUAAGCCUUGCUUCUGUGUCAUCUGUCGCCCUCGAGGAGUUUACUCUCGAUCCCCUUAAAGGCGCAAAGCCUAGUUCUAGCGCAAAUUUGAAUAUGUCGUCUUCGUCCGAACUCUCGUCCGUCCCCUCCAGUAUGGCGGUAACACCAGCCUCGGCUCCCUGCUUAUCCAGAACCAGCUCUGUUGCCACGCCUGCUACCCGCUCUUCUCAGCGACUCACAGUUCCGAAGAGAUCGGCGGAGGAAGGUCGGACACUUGCUCGAAGCCCUUCAAAGCGCAAUGCAAAGCGCAAGUCCGUUUCUGCAGAUGAAAAUCCAACGAGACUGCCUCCACGUGCUUCGAAACGCCAGUCAACAGGACGGGGAGUUAAGGAGGACAGCGUGGAUCCUCUGUCUCUGCCUGCUCCAAGCGUGGCUAACCAACCCAAGACGAAGAAGGGUAUUCAUAAGCUCUUCGAAGGGAUGGCCUUUGCAGUUUCAUAUGUCAAGCAAGAACAGGAGAAAGAUAACGUUAUCAAAAGUAUUGCAGAUUGUGGCGGUGAGAUUUUGGAAGAUGGGUUUGACGGUCUGUUUGAGCUUGGACCGAAUCCUGGAGGCAUCGCGGAUGACGAUAAACAAAAUUUGGUUUUGGCUCCCGCGGCCGCCUCAAUCGGAUUCGUGGCGCUAAUAGCUGACGAGCACUCAAGAAAGUCUAAAUACAUGCAGGCGCUUGCUUUGGGCUUGCCGUGCAUCUCGGGGCGGUGGAUCAUGUGCUGUAUUUCAAAAGGAGCCAUCCUUGACUGGACGCCAUACCUUCUUUGUGCAGGGCAAUCUUCGUUCUUGGGAAAUGUCCAUCUUAGUCGCACUCUUAGGCCCUAUUCAGCCACAGAAGCCACGCUGCAGACCACAUUCGCAUCCCGGGAUAAAAUGCUUGAAGGAAAAUCCAUCUUACUGGUAAUGGGCAAAGGCAGAGCGGAUGACAAGAGGAAAACAUUCAUGUUCCUGACCCGUUCGUUGGGUCCUUCUCGCCUGGGCCAAGUAGCUGAUUACACUGAAGCACGGCGACGACUUAUAGACGCAGAAUCUUGCGGACUAGAUUGGGAUUUAUUAUAUGUUGAUAACGCAAAGACUGCCGAAUCCACCAUAUUCACCUCUGUGCAGCCUUCAAAGGGGCGAUCUAGUAAGCGAAAAAAAGGGCCAACUAGAGUUGAUGGAAGUGCUACGCCAACCCCCAAGAGAGUUCGCGUGCUCACCGACGAAGAUAUGGUUCAGAGCCUUAUCCUUGGCCAACUAGUCGAGGAGGACUGA